AUGGACCCGAAAAAUGGAAGUUCUUUCACUGGCUUUAUCCUGCUGGGUUUCUCUGACCGGCCUCAGCUGGAACAAGUCCUCUUUGUGGUUCUUCUCAUCUUCUAUCUGCUUACCCUGCUGGGAAACACAAGCAUCAUUGCAUUGUCCCGCCUGGACCCACACCUGCAGACUCCCAUGUACUUUUUCCUCUCCAACCUAAGCUUUCUGGACCUGUGUUAUACGACCAGCACUGUUCCUCAGCUACUGGUUGAUCUCAGGGGAACAGACAAGUCUAUUUCCUUCGCUGGCUGUGUAGCUCAGCUCUUCGUGUCUUUAUGGUUGGGAUCCACAGAAUGCAUUCUGUUGGGGGUGAUGGCGUUUGAUCGCUACGCAGCCGUCUGCAGACCCCUGCACUACACAGUGAUCAUGCACCCCCGUCUCUGUGCCCUGAUGGCUUCUGCAUCGUGGUUCAUUGGUUUUGUCAAUUCCUCAUUGCACACGGUGCUCACCUUCCUUGUACCACUUUGUGGGAGAAAUAAAAUAGAUCACUUCUUUUGUGAGAUCCCCCCACUGCUCAAGCUUGCCUGUGUUGACACUACUGUGUAUGAGUCUGAGCUCUUCUCUGUCAGUGUGAUGAUUCUUCUGAUACCUGUGGCAUUAAUCACAUUCUCCUAUGGUCAGAUUGUCAGGGUGGUCUUGGCAAUAAAGUCAGCUUCAGGGCAGAGGAAAGCGUUUGGGACAUGUGGGUCUCACCUCACUGUGGUCUCCCUGUUCUACGGCACGGCCAUCUAUGCUUACCUCCAGCCCAGCAACAACUACUCCCAGGAUCAGGGCAAGUUCAUUUCUCUCUUCUACACCAUUGUCACCCCCAUGGUCAACCCUGUUAUAUAUACCCUGCGGAACAAGGAUGUGACGGGAGCAAUGAGGAAGGUCUUGGCAGGGAACAAAGGCGCUCGCCAGCACCAUCUCCCUCGCCCAUCUCCCAGCCAAAAUCCCAAAGGGAACCAGUUCCUGCCAGGGAACUUGCUUGCACCGCACAAACACCCAACACUGUGCUUCUUCGGAACCAUCCCUCCGGCGAGUCUGACUCUCUCCCGGUGCCGCAGGGCCCCUCCGGUAGCAGAUCACCGGAGGAGAAGCAAGCUAAGCCUGCCCCUCCCGCCCACGUGCACCUUGCCAAUCCACCCCAGCUAAUACCCCAGAUCCCCAGCACCACAAGCCUGGCAGUGUGCAAGUAGCCCAGACAGGCCACCCCACCCCACAGUGAAUCCUGCCCCUAGAAGAGGGAAAGAGAAGGCACACACCAGUUUGAAUGUGGCCCCAGCGGUGGGCUGGGGGCAGACUUCAGGUCUGACUGUGGCCCCCACCCACCAACGCAAGUUAUUCAAGACAGCACAGGGGAGGUACCUUGCAGUUCCACACCACUCCAGGGACUAUCCAAAAUGACGAAACGGAAGAAUUCCCCUCCAAAAAACCUCCAGGAAAUAAUGAUAUCUAAUGAACUGAUCAGAAACGAUUUAAACAAUAUAACAGAAAGUGAAUUUAGAAUAAUAUUCAUAAAAUUAAUCUCUGGACUUGAAAACAGUAUAAAGGACAGCAGAGAAUCUAUUGCUACAGAGAUCAAGGGACUAAGGAACAGCCAGGAGGAGCUAAAAAAUGCUAUCAAUGAGCUGCAAAAUAAAAUGGAGAUGACCAAAGCACCGAUUGAAGAGGCAGAGGAAAGAAUAGAUGUACUAGAA
This is a messenger RNA of Acinonyx jubatus (cheetah), 1718 nucleotides long. RefSeq names its product putative olfactory receptor 2B8. The coding region runs from base 1 to 1173 and encodes 390 amino acids. Gene Ontology annotation, molecular function: G protein-coupled receptor activity; olfactory receptor activity. The record is from RefSeq and is a predicted model, not a curated record. Gene Ontology annotation, cellular component: membrane. The transcript is spliced from 2 exons. Lineage: Eukaryota; Metazoa; Chordata; Mammalia; Carnivora; Felidae. Gene Ontology annotation, biological process: G protein-coupled receptor signaling pathway.